Penicillium antarcticum is the source of this 1128-nucleotide messenger RNA. RefSeq lists its product as uncharacterized. Gene Ontology annotation, molecular function: FAD transmembrane transporter activity; folic acid transmembrane transporter activity. The record is from RefSeq and is a predicted model, not a curated record. Bases 1 to 1128 code for a protein of 375 amino acids. NCBI's taxonomy places the organism in Eukaryota, Fungi, Ascomycota, Eurotiomycetes, Eurotiales, Aspergillaceae. Gene Ontology annotation, cellular component: mitochondrial outer membrane translocase complex; mitochondrion. Gene Ontology annotation, biological process: protein import into mitochondrial matrix; folate import into mitochondrion; nucleotide transport. The transcript is spliced from 6 exons.
AUGGUUCAAUUCUCCGAAGAGACCAAGGAGCGUGUCUCAAAGGUCAUCGAUGUUUCUCGCGUUGCAAUUCACUACGGUUACUUGCCUCUAAUUGUCUAUCUGGGCUACACCUAUAGCGACCCCAAGCCCACCUUGUUCAGGUUCAUGACUAGCCAUGGCUUCUCGUCAUCCGCUGUGGAGACUUUAGCUGGAUUCACUGCCGGAAUUGUGUCGACGCUUUCGUUGCACCCCCUCGACCUGGUCAAGACAAGAUUGCAAGGCAAGCUCUUUUCUACUUUGGACCCUAUGAUGAGACUAAUUUGGACCUCUUCAGUUGAUCGUUCUUCAUCGUCCCGGCUGGGCAACUCUCUGCGAAUCAUCCGUGAAAUCUCCCAUCAUGAAGGUGGUUUUGCCGCUUUUUAUCGGGGAUUGGCCCCGAAUCUGGUUGGAAACUCUACAAGCUGGGCUCUGUACUUCUUGUGCUACAGCAGCUUGAAAGACGCUCUUCGAACAUAUCGUCAAAGAAGCAAUCAUAUGCUCGCAUCAUCUGAUUAUUUUCUUGCGUCUGGAAGUGCAGGCGCCAUUACAGCUAUUCUGACCAAUCCAAUCUGGGUGAUCAAAACUCGCAUGUUGUCAACCGGCUCUCAUGUGCCUGGAGCGUACUCGUCCCUCACGUCAGGUAUAAAACAAAUCUACCGUACCGAGGGCAUUCCUGGCUUCUACCGUGGCCUUGUUCCAGCACUGUUUGGUGUCAGUCAUGGUGCCCUUCAGUUCAUGGCUUAUGAGCAGUUAAAACUUAUCCGGUCCGGGAUGAACACCGACCGCUCUUCCGACAGCAACCGAGGUGCCGAGCGGGCAUUGAGCAAUGUUGACUUUUUCGCGAUUUCCAGUUUGUCAAAGGUCUUCGCGGGCAGUGUUACCUAUCCAUAUCAGGUAAUAAGGUCCCGCUUGCAGACUUACGAGGCGCAUCGGAUUUACCGUGGGGCGAUUGAUGUUAUUUCCCAGAUAUGGACUCGUGAAGGUGCUGCAGGAUUUUAUAAGGGUCUUGGUCCCAACCUGUUUCGCGUGCUUCCAAGCACAUGGGUGACUUUUUUGGUGUACGAGAACACGAAGGUCUACCUUUCCAACCUAUCUUACGAUAGGCCAUAG